AUGGCUCCGAAGCGGAAGACCGGAACAUACCCCUGCUCAAAAUGUCCUCGAAUAUUCAACCGACUUGAGAAUUUGAAACGACAUCAAAAAUCACAUCAAGGCAGCCUUCCACAUUGCUGCGACAUCUGCCAGAGGGAAUUCUCCAGAAGCGACUUGUUAAAGAAACAUCAACGCACCCACCAACGCCAAGACGAGCAGCAACCAACAGACGAGCCUCCUCUAGGCAAGAGGAGAUACCCUUUUGUGCUCGAAAACAAGUAUGGCUCAUCAAGUAGUGACACCUCUUUCACGCCAGGCGACAACGAACCUGAGCCACGCCCAGCGGUAGGUUCGAACCUGUUGGGUCAGCCUAGUCAGGCGGACCUCUUCAUGAACCAAGCUGUACACGGUGCACCAGUCCUUGUGGAUGGGGACGUGGAUUUCACAGGCUUCUUCCGUCCCUGGGAUACUGGAAAACAUCUUGAUACAAAUGACUGGUUUACCCAAGAUUUCUAUGACGCUUCCCAAGAAAUGGUGACAAUUUUUGGUCCCAAUGACUUCAUCGCGCCCGGGAACCAAUCGGCGUAUGGAGCCGCUCAUGAGCUAUGGAGCUGCCUGGAGCCACCUGAGGCCAUGCAAUUCAAUGUUUUCGGAAUGCAAAGCAUUGAUAGCAAUGCACAGGUCACUCCAGUAACAUCCGGAGACGUCACCGAAAACUCAUCGCGGGCAGCCUCACCACCAAACAUGCCUUCAAAGGAGGAUGCCAUCGCAUUUGCGUGGGAUCCUGCAUCCGAGGGCAUCACGUGCUCGGACAACUUUGAACACCACGAGAGAGACAUUGACCUCUCUACAAUUGGGGGUUUGAAAACCGGACCUGGAGUCUUUAGAUAUAACGUAAAAGGCGCCCUUGAGUAUUGGGAACAGCUCAUUUCCCGUGCGGAAAAGCACGACCCAGAUGCGUGGGGGGUCAAUGAAUACUUUCAUGGUGCAUCUCGAGUUCUGCUAUCGCUGGCAAAUCUCAAUCUUGCCAUCUCUGUAUCCAAUCUGCAAGACGCCAUCGGAAAAAGCGGACCACAGGGGAUCGCUCGGGGAUUGGACCUUUUCAAGCGUCAAUUAGGGAACCUCCCCUAUCUAUAUGGCCAUGAAAACUCGAAUAUUGGCCAGGUGAUGUCUAGAUGGACGCUUUCGGCUUCAGUGGAGAACAAAUACAUCGGACUUUUGACGGUUUUCGACCAGGCUAUCAGAAGUAUUCACGACAUCAUAUCUGUCCCAACGUUGCAACAAGCAGCUCCGUACAGCAUCAUUAGCACUUUUCUCCACUACGUGCUGCUGUGGAUGUUGAUUGGGACCAGCACGAAAGAAGAGCUAUGUUUUCUCCGCUGCCUUCUCGACAAACAGGAUGAACUAUUAUUCACCACAGCAGUACAGAUAAAGCUGCGCAACAUCCUUGAAAUGGCUUUGGGCGAUGGGACUGGUGGUUCGCCUAGAGCUGAAGUAAUAUUCCGGCACGCUUCUCAGGAGCUUACUCGCCUAGGGACUUGGGGAGCAUCACUGAAUCUUGCUUUGCUACUACGGCUUAGAGCAAGUCAGUAG
Messenger RNA from Colletotrichum siamense, 1572 nucleotides. RefSeq names its product Transcription factor steA (gene steA-0). Gene Ontology annotation, biological process: regulation of transcription by RNA polymerase II. Gene Ontology annotation, cellular component: chromatin. The record is from RefSeq and is a predicted model, not a curated record. The transcript has 4 exons. The coding region runs from base 1 to 1572 and encodes 523 amino acids. Gene Ontology annotation, molecular function: DNA-binding transcription factor activity, RNA polymerase II-specific; RNA polymerase II cis-regulatory region sequence-specific DNA binding. Lineage: Eukaryota; Fungi; Ascomycota; Sordariomycetes; Glomerellales; Glomerellaceae.